Pundamilia nyererei is the source of this 3113-nucleotide messenger RNA. RefSeq names its product GDNF-inducible zinc finger protein 1 (gene gzf1). The transcript has 8 exons. Gene Ontology annotation, molecular function: DNA-binding transcription repressor activity, RNA polymerase II-specific; RNA polymerase II cis-regulatory region sequence-specific DNA binding; protein binding. Gene Ontology annotation, biological process: regulation of transcription by RNA polymerase II. Gene Ontology annotation, cellular component: nucleoplasm. The record is from RefSeq and is a predicted model, not a curated record. Lineage: Eukaryota; Metazoa; Chordata; Actinopteri; Cichliformes; Cichlidae. Bases 441 to 2924 code for a protein of 827 amino acids.
GUAAGCAGUUUAUUUCACACAAAAUAAAGGCAGUUGCAGUAGCAUGAAGACUGCAGUAUCCUAUUGAUUAAGCAAAUGGACAGUAUUUUGGCGCAAAGGUAAACCGAUAUAAAGUGCUAUCUAGCUAAAUUAGCACAACAGUAGUCACGGGUGAACAAACGCUCGAACACCGUCUAGUUUUAGAUAAGGUCCUGCGCUUAUAGUCAAUAACCCGACACAAAACGACCCAGAAACAGCAGCUGUACUCAGCAAAUUACGAUUUUAAACGCGACUGCAAAAUAAAGACUGAUCCCAAAUCAGUCUAAACGGCACCGGAUGUCGGCAAAGUAAAGAGACAAGUGCCGUUUUCGUGAGUGACUUGUUCCAGGAAGUGCUCUCCGCCGAGUAGAGCAUUUCUGAAGGGCUGCCAUUUUACCGAGUUUACGGUGCCCGAGUGAACGAUGGGGAGCAAAGCGGUCCAGCUUACCUCAGGCUCGCAUCAUGAGCACAUUCUGGCUUCUCUGCAUGACCUGAGGCUGCAAGGUCAGCUGAGUGACGUCACCGUGCAGGUGGACUAUGAGGGAGAUGUGGAGGAGUUUCAUGCCCACCAGGUGAUGCUUGCUGCAUCCAGUGGCUACUUCAAGAAAAUUCUGCUGUCUCCGCACGCAUCUCGUGAUAAACUGUCUCUCUCAAAUAUGCACUCGGAGGAUUUCUCUGCAUUUCUGGAAUUUGUGUACACCGGUAAAGUUGAAGUUGCCAGACACAAGAUAGGUAGUGUUCAAGCAGCGGCAGAGUUUUUGGACUGUGAUGAUCUGCUGAAGGUUUGCGGCGAAGCCAUAAGCGCAGAAAUGAUACAAAAGCCCACAAAGAAAAGCUCAAAAGUUGUGGCUCCAGAUGAUGUGCAUGGUGCUCAAAAAGAAGAAAAGGCAAACGGGAAGAGGCAUCGUAGAAGCUUGCUGGUUAAGCGGCAGCUGUCUCCACAUAGGCUGGUGACAGAAGUCACUUCAAAAAGAUUCAAGGCAAAGAAAACAGUGAGGGAUGAAAAAAGGCGGGGAAGAAAGCUACAGGUAAAACCGUCUGGCAGUAAGGUGCAACAGAGAGGCGUUUGUACUAAAAUAGUGCCUUUAAACAUCAAAAAUCAAACUAUUGAUAAAGAUGGAGAGGAGGAUGGGAGCAGGACUGAAGAUAAAGCUGAGCCAGAGAAAGAAAAAGCCAAAGAAGACGAGUGUUCACUGGGAGACCCUGCCUCUGAUGGGGAUGACUGGGAAUGCGAGGACGAUGCGCAGAGUAAGGAUUCUGAAGACCCGUUGUUUUUACCACCCGGAGAGGAGGAGGAGGAUGAGGAGGAACAAUCCAAGCAGACUUUAAAACAAUCAUCCAAGGCCCAGUUCCAGUGCAACAAGUGCCAGCGGACUUUCCACUAUGAGAAGAGCUACUUAAAGCAUAUCAGUACGUACCAUGGCGUGAAAGCAGAUGUGGUUUAUCGCUGUGAGACCUGCUCGCAGACCUUUGCAAACCGCAGCAAUCUGAAGAUCCACGAAAAGCACGUUCACAGUAACGAGAGGCUCUUUGUCUGCGAAUCCUGCAACAAGACCUUUAAGCGAAAGAAGGAUGUCGUCCGCCAUCAAAGACAGGUGCAUGAACGCAAUCUGCGACACAUCUGUCCUGACUGCGGGAAAUCACUCAGCUCCAAAACUGCCCUGUUGUUGCACGAGAGGACACACACAGGCACAAAACCCUAUGAGUGUACUGACUGCGGGGCCAGAUUUACCCAGAACUCUGCCCUCAAGAUGCACCGCAGGACUCACACAGGAGAGAAGCCAUUUGCAUGUGAUGAGUGUGAUGCACGGUUCACUCAGAAGCACAUGCUGGCCUACCAUAAGAGAUCGCACACAGGAGAGAAGCCAUUCAUGUGCGAAGCCUGUGGGAAAAGCUUUGCAUCUAAAGAAUACCUGAGACACCACUCAAACAUCCACACAGGCUCCAGACCAUAUAAGUGUGAAACUUGCGGUAGAGGCUUCGCUCAGAGGAACUCUCUCCACCAGCAUUUAAAAAUACAUACAGGCGAGCGUCCGUACAGCUGUAAAGACUGUGACAAACAGUUCACUCAGCUCAACGCACUGCAGAGGCAUCAGCGUAUUCACACAGGAGAGAAGCCCUACAUGUGCGGCCUCUGCAAACGCACAUUUACAGACAAGUCCACCCUACGCAGGCACACUACGAUUCAUGACUCAGAUGCUCCGUGGAAGACAUACCUGGUGGUGCUGGAGGGAAACGUGGAGGAAAAGAAGCCCAGAUCUCCUACUAAGAUAAAGACAGAAGAAGCAGGACCAGGAGAGCAUAAGAGCACGCCCAGGAAAAGUGCUACAACUGCUGCUGGCGAUGCUCCUGAUGCUGGUGGUAAAACCCACACCGACUCCAUUGUGAUUCCAUCUGAGCCAGUCAGUGUUCCUGCUGAGUGGCUGACCAGUCACGGAGCCAUCGCUCUGGUCAGCCACAGCACUAUCGGCGGGAUCACCGUUAUCCACACGGAUGUCACACCAGGGACUCAGAUCCAGCCCAUCGUAGCCACUGACAAUACAGGGACCAGUGUCAUUUCUUUAGAUGGGUCAGCCAUCCCUGUUCCCUUCCCUUUACCAGUGUCCAUGGCUCACUCUGUCCCCUUGUCCUCUGAAGCGCCCUCUACUUCUCUGUCUGUACCCACUCUCUCAGUUCCUGUUUCUGAGGGGUUUUUAGCAUCAGUCUCACAGAUCCCAGGAGUUUCGACAUCAUCUGUGCUGGAAGCUGCAGCUUCGCAAACUAUUUUGGCUCCAGUUUCAGACUCUAAAGCCGCUUCAGAUACUGAACCUCCCGACCCCAACAUUCAGACUGUGGUUAUUGGUGAGAAUGAUUGUGGGAGAAAACAGCCAGUAUCCAAAGUGAAGAACAAGAAAGGACUAAACUGAGACCUCAAAAUAAGAUGUGUGUAGGGGGUGAAUGUAAAUAGCUUAUUUUACUGGCUUUGGGGAGUUUUUAAGCCGUCUCAAAUCAAAUCAUGCUACCUUAUGUGUAUUCUUUGAGUUUUUCACUAUUAUAAUUAUCUGAGUUCUGGUGUUUCAGGAAUAGCGUUAGCACUUUUUGUUUGGCAUUUCAAU